Messenger RNA from Caenorhabditis sp. 36 PRJEB53466, 3759 nucleotides. NCBI's taxonomy places the organism in Eukaryota, Metazoa, Nematoda, Chromadorea, Rhabditida, Rhabditidae. The record is from the annotation of a GenBank genome assembly.
AUGUGCGCACCCAUAUUUUUGACCUACCGCUGCGAGACCCACUUCGCCCUAAAUGGUUUUGACCAGCAGCGCGCACCGCGGAACAAUCGACUUUCGCUCGGUAUUGAGACUGCUGUCUUCAAGAGAAACACCACCAUCCCGACCAAGACCGGCCCGACCUUCACCACCUACUCUGACAACCGACCGGGAGUCUUGCUCCAGGUCUACGAGGGAGAGCGUGCCCUGACCAAGGACAACAACCUGCUCGGAAUGUUCGAGCUCUCUGGAAUCCCACCAGCGCCACGCGGAGUCCCACAAAUCGAGGUCACCUUCGACAUUGACGCCAACGGAAUCCACGUGCGCUUCGAGGAUCGUUAUACGAACCGUCAUCGUCCGUUCGCAAUCGGAGUCAUUUUGGAGAAGCUCUACUUCAAGGUACCGUAAACCUUUGUCUUUUACAGCUUGAAAUAUUCAAUUUCUGGUGCCUGAAACUAAUAAAACCGCUUCGAACAUUCAAGAAAAGUUAAAAAUUACAGACGACUAACGAGAACUGGAAGGAGACGAUCCACAAAGACGCAGUGAAGAUCAUCUACAAGCUGGUCUCGCUGCAGAAUCUGGCCGUCUACUGGAAGUCGUCGACCGAAUUCAUUUCGGACUUAGACGACAAAAAGCUGAUCCGGAAGAAGCUGCAAGCGACGAUCCACGACGGAAAAACGGCUCAAAUACAUUCUGGAGCCGAUUAUCCAUCUCGGACGACUGGCAAUCGGGUCUAUGAGUCCAAAUUUCAAACCGAUCGGAAUGUGUUGAGCGUCUGCAUCCGAAAUCGGAAAUCUUUCAAUUCCUUAUCACUCCUUUCCCGAAUCCUCUUGGCACUGUGCCAUGACUUUUCGAAAUCCCAAUCGCUCUUUCCGAUCGGAGUUCUUUGUUGGCGUCCUUAUCACUAAUCUCCGUCUGUAAUUAAGUUGGCUUCUUGGAAAUUUGCCGCAAAUUCACUUGAAGAUCACAUUCCCACACCUAAUUAAAGACGGAGAUUAGUGAUAAGAAUGGCGACAAAGAACUGUGAUGGGAAAGUAUGUCAUGGCACCGUACCAAGAGGAUUCGAAAAAGAGUGUUGAAGGAUUUUUGACACAAAGACACAAAAAAGCAUAGGAGAAACAGCUAUUAUUUUUAAAUUUCCAAUAUAGGAAAAUCUCCAUGACAGGCAGGCUCGUCUUAACUUUUAGAAAAUUUCUUUUUUCAGUUUACAGACAAUUUUUGUGGUUAUAAUUGAAUUCUUUUCAAAUUUCAGGACGUUCCAAACGCAGUUCCUUCUCUUUUUCAUUUUUUUUUCGAUUUUUCCGUUCAAAACACGGAAAAGAAUUCAAGAAAAUCGACACAGUCGUCAAAUGUGGCAAGUGCAGACUGCACAACUUCUCACUGCUACAGUAAUCGUUCGACCCGUGCUUUUCAAAAAUUUAAAUUUGCAUCGAUUUGAAAAGCUUUAAAAGGUCUCUCCUGUCCCGAUUUAUCGUUUUUCUUCAGAUUUUCGUUGCUUUUGAUUAUCAAUUUUGAUAUUUUCAGCAUCUUCCCCCGGUACGAUCGUCCUCUACGCAGCCAGCCGGACGUCGCUCUCUGAAAGACGCGGCGAACGAUCCGAUCCGACUCGCCGACAGCUACAGAGGAUCGGUGGCGCUGCGAAAUGUCUGGUUCGACAAGUUGGCCGAGCUCUACGAGCAGGAUCGCUGGUUUGCCGAGGCGUCGGGUCUUUCACUUUCUUCGUCACAUUCCAGACUACUAUCGGAUGCCAUCACACAAGAAAUUGUACUAGAAAAUAGGUGUGUCUUCUAUUUUGGGUCAUUGAAAAGCAAACCGAGCAGCACACAUUCCUAAUAGUAAGCCUUUUGUGCUGGCAGCAGAUGGAUAACCUAAAAACAGAGAGUACUGGAACCGAGCACAUAUUCCGCAUGUACCCGACGUGUUAUUUGUGUUAUUUUUGGCUAAAAGAAAUCAUUAUCAUGAAAUUUUUGUGCCUACUAUUAGCUGUUCAAACUAAUCACUGGCUGAUUCAGAAAAUUCUCAAUUUUUAGGGCCACACCCAGUGUUUUCGAAAUCGUGAGAAUGCGGAACGGAAAACACGGAAAUUGACUUGUUUUUCUUUUUUUUUUUUAGAAAAAAGAGUUCGUUGAUCGUUUUUUUAGAGAUAACAGAUAACAAGAGACUUGCUGAAAUCCGAUUUUCAGUAAUUUUGUUAUUACAGCUUGCAUAUUUUGCCGAAAAAAAAUAGUAAAAAUUGCAGAAAUGGCACAAAAAUCGCUGGGAGCUCUAUCGAACAACAUCACUUUGGCCGUCUACAUUUUCAUUUUGGUUUUUCAAAUUUUGUGCGCCUCACUCAAUGGAUCGAUUAUUUUCUUUUUUGCCAGGUAACUGCAUUGUAUGUAAUUUGACAAUAUCGGAAGACUUUUUUCAGAUCGAAGUCUCUACGCAGCAACAAAUAUAUGCGUUUAGUGAUCUUCUUGUCAAUCGGCGAUUUCUUUCUAGCUGUCGGAGGUGACGUGACACGUUUUUGCUCACAGUUUUGGAUAAAAACUGUUUCCAGAACUACCGUACAUAAUCUACAUGACGAUGAAUUGGAGUCCUGACAACAUGGACUACGAUCCGAUGUACAUAAUGUUCACGGCUCAGCCGCUGCCCAUUCAGCUCAAGAUUUCGGCCACAAUCACUGUCGGAAUCGCGUUGGGACGGAAUAUUGUAGGUUAGAGUGAACGGGGACACUUUGCAACUGAUGGACGUUGUGCGGCCGACACUUUAAAGGGUGCAAAGAACCUUUUAGUUGCAAAAUGUCCCAUUUCUUUUCUAUUCCAGUGUUUCCGGCGGUUGCAAAACGUCCUCCAGUUGCAUUUCAGGCUCUAUUCUUGCCGUCGAUCUACCGUCGCAUGGACCAGGGCGACUAUUCGAACGGGACCGCCCUAGUGGCCCUUUUCCUGGCCGCCUUUGACAUUUUCCUCUACUGGGCCCUGACCCCAUUGGAACACCACCCGAACUGCGGGACUAUCGGCUGCUUUGUCAGUGAUCAGUUCAGAUACUAUUGGGGAAUUUCGAACAUGGUCGGUGAUGGCUCGAAAACAAGAAAUAAAUAUAUGAUUUUCAGAUUCUUGGGCUCAUGGCCGUGCUCCUUUCGAUCACAAUCUUCGUGAAAAUCCGUAUGGUGCAGGCGAAAAACUCGGACGUCUCACAGAAAGGAUCGAGGCGGUACGCGAAGGCGAAUAGAACAUCCACCGGAAUUCUCAUCUCCUCCCUCCUUUUCCUCACCGUUCCCAGCGUUUGCGUGGGCGUCGUCGAGCUGACCGGAUUCUCCAUUUUCAAAUUGGUCGGACCGUUCUACUCGGCCUGCCUGUUGGUUAGUGGUGAGUUGAAACAAGUAUUGUAGUUUCUGCAAAAUCUUCACAUCUAGUAGUACUUCAUGUUUGUAGUCGACAACUUUUUUCUAGGACCACUCCCUCGAGUACUGUAGCUCUUGGAAGUGGCUUGUGAAAUUUUGUUGUCUUCAACUUUCCUUAUAGGUCCUCAGGACUUUUCUAGAACAUGCAAUAUCAAGGAAAAGUUAGGCAUGACCCCUGAAGAAUGUUCAGCAUUGCAUUACUUCAAAUUCAUGAUUCUACAAUACUCCUAAAGUGUUGAACGUUAUUUUCAGGAGUUAUAAACGCAGUAAUCUUUAUCGUCGGCAAUUGGGACGCAUGUCGUGCAAAAAAUUCAAUGCACAAAGUGUCAACUAUACAAUCCGUUCAGUCUUUUGGAAAAUGA